Messenger RNA from Pantherophis guttatus, 1826 nucleotides. NCBI's taxonomy places the organism in Eukaryota, Metazoa, Chordata, Lepidosauria, Squamata, Colubridae. The record is from RefSeq and is a predicted model, not a curated record.
GCAAGUUUGACAUGUCCGGGGUAGUAGAAUAAUUGCAACUUUUUGUGCGGGGUUUUUUGUGCAUCUCCGGUUGGAUGCAACGCGCGAUUUUUUUUUGCGUGGGGAGAAAGGGUGGGCUUGUAAGAGGGGGUUCUGAUCCAGUUGAUCCCCACCCCAUGCAAAAAUUGGGGGGGGGGGGAUUUAUAAAAAAAAUUAAAAAGAGGGGAUCUUAGGCAAAACAUCCCCAUAUAGAACAAGGACUCAACAAGACAAUGCAAGGCAGGUUGCCUGGAUGGUUCUACCUGGCGGGGAAAGCGUUAGCAAGGAGCAAUCGUGGUUUGCUGAUGGGGAGAUGGCCCCACCAACUGGGCUUGUUGUUCACAAGUAACACAAACCUGGGUCCUGCUGCAGAAAAGGACCCAAAGCUUGUCAAGGAGUGGACUUUGAUGGUCAGUCCCUUUGGUCUGCUGAAGGCGCGUCUCCCUUGCCACAUAACAGUGGGUGCCCUGGACCCCCAUAAGUACCCCGAUUCUGACCAGGUAUUGGUUGCCCUUAAAGGGAGGGAUUCCGAUCCCAAGGAUCUGCUUGUGAAUUAUGACGAGGCCCGUAAGGAGGUGAUGAUCAUUUCCGAUGGCGUGGACGGCGCGGCUUCCCUGGAUGUGAGGACCCCUGUCAAAUUUGAUUUGGAUAUCAAGACAUCAGGAAGUGGCUCUGUGACGAUUGAACAAAUGCAGUCUGCUUCCUGCAAUGUAGAAACAGAGAAAGGAGCGAGUCUAUUGAAGUCAAUAAAGAGUCAGAAAAUUGAUAUCCGAGCAAAAGGAGGGGACGUUACCUGUUUGGGAACUCUUCAAGGAAAUACUGAUAUUUCUGUAUCACAAGAAAGUGUAAGUGAGAAUCAUGAGAGUGUGAACGUAGAAAAGCUCCAAGGAUCAUCCAUUAACGUUACAAGUGAAAAUGGUUUGCUCAAAGCUAAAUAUUUGUACGCCGACGCCUCGUUUCUGACCUCAGCGGCUGGCGACAUCUUACUGGGGAACGUUCAUGGUGAUAUUACCUUGGAGACCAAAACAGGGAGCAUCACAGUUGAUUCUUCUGAAGGAUCUUUAAAAGCCUUUACGUAUCGAGGAGAGAUAAAUGCCUACGUUCUUCGUCAAACCGGAGAAGUAAACCUGGUUUCUCAGGAAGGUUCCAUUACUCUCAAGGUACCUGCAACUCUUCAAGCUUCCCUGAAAUUGUCUGGAACGAAGGUGGAAGUCAGUCCAGAGAUCCAACUGCAGGAUAUCCAGACUGUCUCGAGAGAAAAUCAUGUCACAGUGACGGCUCCAUUCCCUCUUCCCCCGCGGAGCUCUCCGGUUGCCGGGAUCCUGACCAUGACUCCCAUGCCUCCUCCCCCUCCUCUGAUUUGGCUGUUGGAGGGGCCGGUGACCAGCAGGCCACCACAACACUUUUCAGUGUGUUAUUGAUAAUAAGAAAAUGCUUUAUCAGGGGUCCUUCAUGCCAUUAUCCAUUUGGUGAGUUGGUCCCUUUGUGUGAGAAAUAAGGUAUUAGGAAGAGCGUUUUCUUCCCAAAUUUAGAAUCUUGUUCAUUUACCUUUGUAGAUUCAGCCUGUCUCCCAUUCUUUGGUUUUUAACAGGGUGGAUUUGAUUUAAAUCGAGUUGAUUUAAAUCACAAUUUAAAUCAUGAUUUAAAUCACUAGUAAAAAGGCUUGAUUUAAAUCAGCUCGAUUUAAAUCAUAAUUUUUAAAGAGCAACUGUCAUCUCUGCUGCUCCUUUGACCCACUGUUGACUCACCGAUAGUCCCAGUGUUGCAGAAUAUACAGCCUCCUGCUACAUAACUAAGCUCCAUUUCAU